Molecule: messenger RNA, 888 nt
Organism: Loa loa (African eye worm)
Lineage: Eukaryota; Metazoa; Nematoda; Chromadorea; Rhabditida; Onchocercidae
Exons: 7
Coding region: 1-888 (295 amino acids)
Biological process (GO): vesicle transport along actin filament; actin filament organization
Cellular component (GO): actin cytoskeleton; myosin complex; vesicle
Molecular function (GO): actin filament binding; microfilament motor activity; ATP binding
Source: RefSeq, a predicted model, not a curated record
AUGGCGCAUUUCAUUCGUUGUAUAGCACCAAACAGGAAAAGAUUACCAGGUGUUAUUGAUCCUCAUCUUGUACUUCAUCAAUUGAGAUGUAAUGGUGUAUUGGAAGGUAUCAGGAUUUCUCGUCAAGGAUAUCCUAAUCGAUUAUUAUUUGAUGAAUUUAUUGAGAGGUAUCGAAUUCUGGUAUCGGAUCCAGAUCUUGGAUAUGGACGAAAUGCUGUUCAACGUUUUUGUAAUGCAAUCAAACUUGAUCCAACAUGUAUACAAAUUGGAAAAACAAAAGUUUACUGUAAAAUUGGCGUAAUUUCAGAAUUAGAAAACCGUCGUAAAAAUUAUUUAAGUUCACUAAUCUGUGAAAUACAAGCAUCAAUACGAUGGUAUUUGGAACAACAGCAUUACGAACAAUUACUUAAGAAUAGAGAAGUUAUUUUAAUUAUUCAAAAUAACAUUCGAUAUUUUACUGAAAUUUCCAAAUGGAAUUGGUAUCGAUUGCUAAUGAUAGUGAAAGAACUAAUACCAUUGAAUAAGGAUAAAAUAAGAUUGGAGGAAUUGUUGAAAACAAACGAACAAUUAACAGAGGAAUUAAGCGAUUUGCGAGAUAAUUAUGAAAAGAUUCAGAAAUUAUUAGAUGAAGCUAAUAGUAAAGUCAAGAAUCUUGAAGAUGAAAAGGAAUUGCAUAUUUGGCAGAAUGUUGAAAUGAAAGAGGAAUUGACGCGACAUGAAGAACUUAUGGAAAUGAUGGAGAAAAGAUUUGAUGAACAACAUGCUAAAGUUAUGAAAAUACACAAUUGUUUGCAAGAGAAUGAAAAGAAGAUUGAAGCUAUUGAAAAUGAAAAAAAAGAUCUCGAGAGUCAGCUGUGUAAGGUAAGAGCAAGUACUACUUAUCAUUAA